Phlebotomus argentipes is the source of this 910-nucleotide messenger RNA. Its product is annotated as ribonuclease H1-like. The coding region runs from base 91 to 894 and encodes 267 amino acids. Gene Ontology annotation, molecular function: magnesium ion binding; nucleic acid binding; RNA-DNA hybrid ribonuclease activity. Lineage: Eukaryota; Metazoa; Arthropoda; Insecta; Diptera; Psychodidae. Gene Ontology annotation, biological process: DNA replication, removal of RNA primer. The transcript has 4 exons. The record is from RefSeq and is a predicted model, not a curated record.
UGCUGAAUAAAUAGAUGUCUCUGUUGUCAGUGUUUGCUUCUUUCGUUUCUUUCACUCCUGGCUGCAGAAUCUUUGCCUUCCACUUCUUUUAUGAGCAUUCUUCUGCGUAGACUGAAGUUGAUCCUCGGAAUGCCUUUCUAUGCUGUGGCGAGGGGAAGACAACCAGGGAUUUACAGUACUUGGGAUGAGUGUAAGAAGAAUGUGGAUGGCUUCAGUGGGGCACGCUACAAGAAGUUCUCUUCCGAGACGGAAUGUCUCACCUUCAUAGAGCAGAACAAAUCAGGACCUGUCUUGGCGUCAACUUCCGCCACCUCCAGUCUCGCCCCAAGUGCUCCACGCGAAAACAGGAAAGCGUGGAAAGGAAAACGUCUGGCGGACCUCUGCCCGAACCUAUUGAUGAGCAGAGGUGUCAAGCGUGCCCGGACGUCAGAAGAAGCGGAAAAGAGUGAUGACUUUCUGGACGUGUGGACGGAUGGAGCUUGUCCGGGAAAUGGAUUCAACGCCACUGCAGCAGGAAGAGGCGUUUUCUUCGGUGACGAUCACCCGUGGAAUGUGGCUGAGAGAGCCGAUGGUCCGCCAACAAACAAUCGCGGUGAGAUCCAGGCGUCCAGGAGAGCUAUUGAGAUUGCCAAAUCGCAAGGGAUCAAGAAGCUGAGAAUCAAUACCGAUUCGGAUUUCUUGAUCAAGAGUGUUGAGAAUUACAUGCCGAGAUGGAAGAAGAAUGGUUGGAAGACUGCAGACAGGAGAGAUGUGAAGAAUAAGGAUGACUUCAUCCUGCUGGACAAGGUACUGGACGGAACGAUAGAGAUUCAGUGGAAACACGUUCCGGGCCAUAAAGGUGUCUACGGGAAUGAGAAAGCCGACGAAUUGGCUCGCCUUGGAGCUUCAAAAUAGAGUUCAUUAUAGUUGA